UAAUUUUUAUUGGAGUAUAGUUGAUUUACAAUGUUGUGUUAGUUUCUGCUGUACAGCAAAGUGAGUCUGUUAUACAUAUACAUAUAUCCACUCUUUUUUAGUUUCUGUUCCCAUCUAGGUCAUUACAGAGUACUGAAUAGAGUUCCCUGUGCUAUACAGUAGGUUCUUAUUAGUUAUCUAUUUUAUAUGUAAUAGUGUGUAUACAUAUAAAAAAUAUAAUUAGGCACUUAAAAAUAAAAGGAAGACAUGCAAAUAGCCAAUAGGCAUAUAUUCAUAGAUACAUAUACUUUACAUUUAUAUAUAUAACAUAUCCAUAAAUAUAUUUUUGCCAUUUUCUCCCAUUGGACUGUCUUUUUAUUUUUGAAGUGUAAAAAUUCUUUAAUCUGUAUAUAAGUUCUUUGCCAGAUAUUGAUAUUGCAAACAUUUUCCAAGUUUGUUGAUUUUCUUAAUUUUGAUUUUUAUUCAGCAGAAAUUUCCCUUUCCUCUGUGGUUGUCACUGCCUUGUCAGGGUUGGGUUCUGACCCCUAGUCGUUGGAGUAGAGGCCGUCAGAUCUGUUUCUUCGCUGUGUUUCUGAUCUGCGGUGUGAGGUCGGGAGGACUGGAGCACUCCCACUGGGAUAGAAGCCAUUGAGUAUUCCUCCUCUGGAGGUGUUCACCUGUGGGUAUGCUCUGUUUUGUCCCCUUUCGCCCAUUGUGUGGGCUUACAAAGUACACGGCUGUUGGUACUGCUCUCAGUCCCACCUUAACCAUGGUUAUGCCGGCAACUGGCCCUGGUGACUCAGGCAUCCUUUUCACCAGGCCACUGGCCCAGAUCCACUGAGGUCAGGUCCCAGGACUGCAGUAAUGAUGUACCUGGACCCACUAUGUGAGAUACGGCGGCAGCUCAGACUCUGGCCUGGCCAAACCCCAGCAUGUAUGUGCCCACAAAACCCACAGCUGCUAGAGCCAGACCUGUCUCAGCUGCAGGAGCACUUGUCCAUUGGGAUGUUCCCAGGUGCUGAAUUUAGGAAGCCAUCAGAGGAAGGGUAAUGCCAUGAUUUGCACAGCCAUGAGGAGAGAUUUCAGCUCUUCUUCCUUAGUUGCAUGUCCCCUGGAACUCAGCUGUGGUUUCAGCCCCAUCUCUGCAUGUGGGCCACCCACUGGCGUCUGCUCCCAAGGCUGCUGGAGCACACGAGCUUGUCAGGCAGGAGGAUGUAGAAGCGGCAAUCAGGGCAGGCAGGCUGCCCAGGUGAGAGGGUGCUGGGUGGCUAUGGGAUGUACGAGCCUGUCAGGCAGGAGGGAGUCAAGGUGGCAAGCUGGGCAAAUGGGCCACCCAAGCAGGAGAGUGCUGAGGUGAUGAUGGCUGGGGGCAUGUGAGCCACUCUGGCAGGAGCCCUUCCUAGUGCCUGUGGAGGCAGGGGCCGGUGUGUGAGGAGAGAGGCUGCAAUGGGGGCCCCACCCUUUGUGCAUCACUCAGCAGUGGCACUUUGCUUCUAUGCUGGUCUGGGCUUCCUCCAGGAGCAUUCCUUGUUGUGGAGCUCCUCGCUCCUAUCCCCUUGAGCUGUCUCCUCACAGCCAACAUCAUUCCCCUUCCUGGGUCUGCUCUUCAAACCCCACAUUCCAACACUCAGCCCCCGUGUGCACCAGUGGUCACCAGUGGCUGGGGCAUGCAGAGCUGUGGCCAGACCAUCUGUGUAGGCCUCACUCUCUCCUGCCUGCCACAGACUGGCUGCUGCACUGUUCUCUGAGCCACCAAAUUUCUCCUUCUGCCCCAGCUUCUCUCCCCGCUGCUUCCCCAGAUGCGGGAACCUCUUCUCACCUUCAGCUCCGCUCCCCCGCCCAGGGUCACAGGUCACAGUCCCACUUCAUCUGCUCUUCCUUUUCCCUUCUUCUUUCUUUCGUCCUACCUGGUUAUGUGGGGAUCUUUCUUGUCCUUUCAGGUGCCUGAGGUCCUCUGCUAGUGUUUAUCAGGCGCUCUGGGAGAAUUGUUCCAUUGUAGAUGUUUUCUUGAUGCAUUUGUGGGGAGAUAUGAACUCCACAUCUUCCUACUCCUCCAUCUUCUUGACUGACUAAUCAGCAGUUUGAGUUUGAAAAGGCCACUUUUCCCCCUCUUUUAACCUUGGUUUCAGGUUCUACCUAAUUUAGCUAAUUAGGCUCAGUCUCAGGUCAUUGUGGUCUGUAUUUACAUUUCUGAUUUGUACCGAUUUGCAAGACAAAGACAGUUGCUUUUAAUUCCCCAAAGAACUGGCCUGUCACCUAAAUAAUAUUGAAAGAUUGAUUUGCCCAACUACGUUUUCUUUAAUUUGCUUUUCUGUAUCAGUGAGAAGAUUUCCAACUAGACUGAAAUUUCAGAAUUCUAUAGUCUAGAACUUUAUGGUUUAAUUUAUCAUACCUUCAAAACUUGCAUAAGGCAUUCAACAAAGACCCUCUUUCUGAGUGCACAGAUUAGACCCAGAGUAAAGUCUCCAUUCUUUAUUUUUAUUAUCCCUUAAAUAUUAGCUGUCAGUUUUUACUUUAUAUUGUAUAGGCUCAGGUAAUCCCACUGGUUUCCUUUAGUAUGUUUAAUUAAUAUUUCCUUCAUAUGCCGUCUUAUAAUAUCAAGCAGGGGAAGAGUUCCCCAGUGAAACAUGUCUAUCCCACACAAUAUAAUUAGGCAAAAGAGAGGUAAUUAUCUUAUACAAUGCCCAUUUAAACAUACCAAUUUUUUUUUUUCUUUUUUUUUUGCGGUACGCGGGCCUCUCACUGUUGCGGCCUCUCCCGUUGCGGAGCACAGGCUCCGGACGCGCAGGCCCAGCGGCCAUGGCUCACGGGCCCAGCCGCUCCGCGGCAUAUGGGAUCCUCCCAGACCGGGGCACGAACCCGCAUCCCCUGCAUCGGCAGGCGGACUCUCAACCACUGCGCCACCAGGGAGGCCCUAAACAUACCAAUUUUUAUAAAGACUCUGGGGUCCCCAGAGAGUGGUUGAGCCAAGGGACUCAGGCACUUUUGUCAAUCUUUUAACUUGAUUAAUUGUUCCAACUUUUGCCCCAAGUAAUUGUUGGUCAGGUAUCUCAGUGUAAUUUUACGUGUAUAAAAUUUAUAUGUAAUAAAAUAUACGUAUUUUAAACUGGGGUAAAUAGGGCAGACUUGUUUGGGUCUGGCCCUUUAAUGUUGAUGACAAGUAGGAGAUCCCUUUGGCCCAUCCAAUCUUAGGUAGUAUUGUAUCCAAUCUUUGAUUUAUCUCAUUAAUGUCUGUUUUAUUUAUCCCACUUUAAAAUAACCAUCUAAAGAUUUCUUAUUCAUUUAGGAAAAGUCCCUUUAAAAUUUUCACCUUGUUGGGAAAAAGUUUUUAGACUUUUCCUUCAGUUUUUUUCCCUGUUACUUAACCUAAUUAACAAUAAUUAUUCUAAUGUUUUUAUUAGCAUCUGUAAGACCCAUUUAGGGGAAGCAGAGACCACAAAUAAGGUUUCCCAAACCAAUUUUUUGGGUUUGUUUGAAACUAAAGGAGUUUUUAGGUUAACCAUUAUAUGUCUAAUUUCCCACAUUUCCCCCCCAUAGGAGCCAAUGAAACAGCUGUUUAUAAUGAGAGCUCUCUAAAAAUUUACCAAUUUAGAAGUUUCUCCAAUUUGAAGGAUCCAUGAUCUGCCCAUAAAUGAGGUAUACCUUAAUAGUGACUCAAACCAAUAAGACGCAAGAGGCUUCCCCACAAAAGAGUGUAAAGGAUGCUGUCUAAAUAAGAUCCAGAAAGUUUACUCCCAAAAGUAGUUUAAGAAAGUAAUGGUCUUUGUUGUACAGGCUGACACAAUGAAGGUUAGGAUGGCAAAAAGCCCCCGAGAGUUGUACAGUCAGACAAAAGCCUGCUCAGAAUCCCAGUCUAUUUGACUGGCUGCCAAAUGUACACCAUAUAAGUACUUUUGGAUGGUAGUGACCAAGUUCUCAAAACACACACACACACACACACACACACACACACUGAAGAAUAUCAGAACACUUACAUUUCAAAGACACAGGAAGAGAAAUGCAAGUUUCCCCUAGAAAGCCUUUUGUUUUUUUGAAGUCAGAAUUCUGAAAAGAUGUUUUUAUCAAGCCAGCUUUUUCUAACUUAACUGCAUAUGCAAUAAAAGAGUCCUAUCUUAGUCAUUUUUAGGGCAAGAUUUUCUUUAAGUCCCAAGUAAGUAAGCACUUGUAAAUGUAAAUUUUGUAUGUACAUAAACCUGGCCAGGAUAUCCGUUGGAGGCUGGAAAUCUGUUGUUCCUUUUUCUUUUGGAUUGAAAGCUAAGUUCCCCAUUCUGAGUUCAAUUUGUGAAGAUCACUUUUAUUUUGACAAACUCUAUUAAAGUAGCCAAUUCAAGGAAGACAGGUUAGUCUUCCACCUAAUUACCCAGUCCAACUUUUACUCAGUGUCUUUCACCUGAGCAAAGUCUCCCCAGUCUUUCAACUGAGGAUAAACCACGCAGUGUCUAAACUGAGCAAGAUCUUCCCAGUGUCUUUUAAGUGAGGCUAACCCACUUGAGCAAAAGUCUUCCCAGUGUUUUUCUACUGAGGAUAAGCUCUCAGUGUUUAAACUGAGUAAAAAUCUUCCCAGUGUCUUUCACUGAGGAUGACCCAGGUACUUCUUCUUGAAACCAAGUUUCAAGGAUAACCUACUACUCAAGAGAAGAGUUUAACACCACUGAAUAAAACUUAGGAUCAUCAACCAAAACUGGAGAUCCAAGAACCAGGAGAUACUCACCCAAAUUCGUCUGGACACUCUGAGAAAGCGGACAGGCCCAAGAAGCCUCUGCUGGUGCCGGGACUCUGGAUCCUCAUAGAGUUCAGGCAAAGAAGAAAAGUCUGCUCUGGGCCCCUUCAUUGGUUGCCAAGACUGCUGACUGAAAAAUAUGCACAACCCAAAAGGAGAAUUAUGUUUUAUUUGGCAGAUUUUCUGAGGACUUAAGCCCAGAACACAGCCUGUCAGAUCACUCUGAGGAACUGCUCAGAAGACCUAAGGGAGGAGUCAACAAAAACCAGGUAGUCAGAACAUCAAAAGAUUACUAUUAAUUAAAGAAAACUAGACAUCUCAAGUUAAGGACUUUAGCACUUUUCUAUGUAUGAGAAGAUGAAAGAGUCUGGGCUCCGUGAAAUCAUUCCUUUGAUAUGCACCUUAACUCUAGAAUCAGUACCCUGUUUUUCUCCAUCCCGAAUCCCCUCAAGGUGAACAGUUGAGGGUUCCUGCUUUGACGUCUGACUUGAUGACUGCAACAUCCUUUGUCUACUGAUAUGGCAGGGAACAUUUUUCAUCCACGGGUAAGAAAUUGAGGAGAAAAUUAACAUAAUUCAAGAUAUAAAACCAUUACAAUACUAAAAAUUCCCAAAUGUCAAACAAACAUAAAUACCCUUGACCUGUAAAAUGGAAGAUGCCAAAGAAGGGAAAAAAAGAAACAAUAAAGAAAAUGUAGAAAAUAAAGCAUAAAAUAAGAUGACAGAAAUCAAUAACAGUAGAACAAUAAUUAAAUAAAUCAAGAUAAAUGUUAUCAUAAGAUUUUUAAAUUUCAAAGAAAACCCAUCAAACAAAACAUAUUGAAAAUAAAGUAAUAGAGAAAAUUUAGAGAGCAAAUAUGAAUGCAAAGAAGACCUGUUAGGUAGUUAGUCAGACAUUAGCAGCAAGGAGGUGACAGUGGUGAGAAAGACAAGAAGAAGAAAUUGAGUCACACGCAGCCAUCUGGGGACUCUCCCUUGACUCCACCCAGAACGGGAGAAACUAUGGUCGGGUGGUGGGCAGCUUAUCCUGAUAAAGAGAGGCACAGUAACACAAGGGGACUUCUCCAGGCUGUGCGUGCCCAGACCAGACAGGCGUAUAACCUAUAGUAAAUCCAAACUCAUUAUACCAUAAUUACAAUAAAUUACAUGUGGUUUUGCCCCUCCCCCUACCCAGUAGGCAUUUCUUGGGGAUUCAAGGAUGAGAGCAUGCACAGCAGAAAACUUGUUACAUAGCUCAGGACUGUCAAUCAAAUAAUGAUCCUUGUCACUCACCCCCACCUCUCUACAAAAUGCUCCUUAAAAGCGCUCGUAAGCCUUUAUAGGAAUGCUGCUUUCAAUUUGCAGAAACAGUACACCCAUCCCCCCCCCAACCCCGAGAGUGUACCUUUGCUUCGAUAUACUUUGCUUUGCUUUGGGCUUGCUUCACUUCGCUGAAAUAGCCUGUUCUCAGAAACAGCCUGCUCUUUCUCUCUCCUUCUCUCUCUCCCUCUCUGAGAGUGUACCUAUGCUUAAAUAAACUUUGCUUUGUGCUUAAGCUUAACAUGGUAGUUUGCAAUCCUUUGCUUACUAUCAUGGAACCAGGGUAGCUGGUCCAGGCCUUCCACUGACCUCUUCGGUUGAAGCUAUUUUGUUACAAACAUGUCCACAUGGUGAGAGACCUAAGUCUAAAUUUUGAUAAAAGGUUGAAUUAAGGUAAGAAUAUCAUAUGGGAGGAAAAGACUGUAGGAAAAAUAGCAGAUGUAGGAGAUAUGUUUGUGAAAGUGCACAUUCAUAGCAAUAUAGCCAAAUAAACUCACAUGCCCACGUUCCCACUAAAACUGUAUAAAAUUAUGACCAACAAGCAGAGAAUACACAUUAUUUUAAAGCCCUCAUGGGGCAUUAAGACAUAUUUACCAUGUGAAUCCUUCAGUGAAUCUUGUGUUACUGCUAAGGGAUAGAAAGUGGUGUCAUAAGGGAAUUUUGUGUAAGACUCAAAGCUCCCUUUCUAUAUGGUUCAGGCUGGACUUGAAGCUUCAGGGGCCUGAGAGGAUGGGGCUGGAAAGGCAAGGCACACUCAGAAAAGAGAAUACAUACAUAACACACUAGGAAUAUCUGAAGAGGCUGCUCAAGACCUGGCUCAGCCCCAAGGGUUUGACCCCUAGUCCUACUCUUCACCCUACAGCCCGUUAGGGUCAGGACCUUGGCUCACCCUAACCCAUUCCUAGCUUCCGGGUAUAGAAUGAGUGCACAUGUCUGAACGUUAAUGUUCUCUCAAAAUUUACAUGUUGAAAUCCUACCUCUUAAAGAUAGGAGGCGGGGCCAUGCAAAAGUGCUUAUGAGCUUUCAUGAAUGGGAUUAGUGCCUUAUAAAAGAGACUCCAGAGAUAUCUCCAGCCUCCUCCCAUCAUAUGAGGAUACAGAGAGAAGGCUCCAGCUGUGAACCAGGAAGAGAGCUCUCACUACGGGGUGGUCAUACUGGUGACUUGAUCUUGGGCUUCCCAGCCUCCAGAACUGUGAUAAUAAAUGUCUGUUGUCUUUACUCUACCCAGUCUAUGGUACAUUGUUACAGCAGCCCUAAUGGACUAAGACCACAUACUGCAAAAUUUAUCUGCAGAGUGGGGACUGUCUUAUCGUUGCAAACUAAGAAGUUGGGUUGAGACAACAUAUGAAAGAUUUUUUUUAAGUAGAAAAUUAUGGAUUAUUGGAUUUGAAAGUACUAGAGUGGUUAAGGAACAUGAGUACGUGUGUGUGUGCGUGUUUGCAGUGUGUCCCAAAAGUUUUUGUGCAGUUUAAAGAUUUACUAACUCCAGAAUUAUAAACACUACAAACUUACAAAAACAUCAUUUGAAGGUUUAACUGUUACCAGAUGCAAGUCUGUGUGCCUGAUGCACAGUGAGGCUAAAUACGGAAACAUCAGAGUUUGGAGCAGAGAAGGGUUUACACAGUGCCAUGCAAGAAGACACGUGGCUCAUGCCCAGGAAAAACCCCAAACUCCCUGAAGGCUUUCAGCAAAGCCUUUUUAAAGGCAAGGUGAGGGAGGGGCAUGGCUAAUUGUUGCAAAUAUCUUGGUGUUGGAUCCUUUGUUCUAGAGGCUGGCCAGAUGGGUCAGAUCCUGGUCAGGUCAUGUGUUCCUGUAAACCUCCAAGAAAACAAUUAUUAUUCUCUGUUCUGCAACUUUUUAUCUCCAUGAAUGGGCUCUUAAAAGUCAGAGCCUUAGCAAUAGGCUAUCCUGUAUAUUUCAGGCUAUAGGCAACAUUGUUUUCCAAAAAGUGCAGAGCCAGCCUGGGUCACAGGGAUGGACAGAGUUAGCUCCGGCAACAAAGCAUAAAGAUUAAAGUAAAAAAGAUCUAAUGUGGAGUCAGAUUUGUUCUUCCCUAUUACAUAACUAUCAUUCUUUCAUACUUAUGAAUUUUGAAAAAUAAAUUAUUUUAAUUUUUGUGUGUAGUUCCCUCUGAUAGAAAAUGAGGCAAAACAUACACUAUUCAAAAUUCACAAAACUAAAUAAGUGUAAACGAAAUUCAAGUUCUAUCCCUGCGUUUACACAAGACACAAACAUGAUGUGGGAAAGUUGGAGCUGAGGACAAAGGAAAUCCUGAGUAAAAAUGUCUGUGAAACAGCCAGUCUUCCAGGGUCAGCUUAAGAUGUUCAAGAGUUAUCAAAUUGGUGGGCCUCAAGUAAAGGUGUCUAAUGGAUGAAGGAACCAGGUUCCAGAUGCAAUGAACAGAAAAUUGGCUAAGGUCUCUCUCACAGGAUGAGAGUAGUUGGAAGGAGGGAUCUGGAAGCCCCAGGAGGGUGCAGGUGUCUGUGGGUCUGGAUGGGAAGGCGGGGCAGUGAUUCAGCCUAUUUCUCUUAUUGCCCCUCCCCCACACUCAGGAGCCCUUUGUGACAAGGCCACAGCUCUGUGAUGCAGGCCUGGGGUUCUGCCAUCAAGUGAACUCCCAGUGCUCUGUUGCCUGAGGGCAGCAAUGCAAUUCAGAAGAUGGAGAAUCUCUUUUCUUCGAAAAACAUUGUUGCUAUCUGGCUGAGAUGCAGCCCAACUUCCUGGGUGAUUAAUAUCAUCCUUGGGUUCCUGUGUGGACUGGUGCUCUUCCUAAUGUUACUUCCCUGCUUCCAGAGUAAUCCAUUCUUAGCACCACCUAGGAAACAUAGAAACAUCAGGAAGCAUCAAGUAGAGCUGAAGGGGAGGAGCAGGAGUAGGAAGAAAAGUGGAUCUUUGAAAGCUUGCAGAGAUUGCCUGGAAGAACUGGAGGGGACUCACAACCUGGUUUCACUUCUGCAAAGCUGCCUGGGGAGGCUUCCUGGCAAGGACAACUUUCAUCAGCUCUCAUGUCAAGACCCUCCUGGUGAGGCGUGCAAAGCAGUGCCUGCUGGAGCCUGUGGAAGAUACUGCUCGAAGGGUUGGGAACCCUGCAUGAACACCUCCUGUAGGGUUUCCUUCCUUGAUCCAGACACUCGAGAGGUGCUGGAAGCACAUAUUAUAAGGUUUGGGGUAAAGCACAGGUGGACCCUACCCCUCAAGGUCCUCAAGGCCAUAAAUGUCUUUAAGUUGAAAAAGUUCCAACCCUCCACCGUUCUGCAGUUUGCCUCUUCCCCUGCAGCUACCUGUGUGUCUGGGUCCCACUCAACAGUCCAGUUUGCUGAGUUCCUGGAGAAACCUCCUCAGGCUCAUUCAGGAGAGAAGGUGAUAACAGAAGAGUCAGUUCCUACCCUGAAGAGGCCUCUCCUUGUCCCCUCAACUGUGUGUAAGGAAAUCCAGAGUGCCCUGGGAGCGAUUCCAUCUGGUGACUACCAUGGGCCCUCAAAGGCUUCUCUGACUGGACAGGAGGGCAGGCCACCUUCUCAGUCCCUCACACUCAGCCUUGUGGGCAGAACCUGGAAGAGUGAGACUGUGGAAUGGGUCAAGAGGGACAGCCUAGAGCCAGGUCCAAGUUCAGCAAUGGUCAGGAAUGAGCCAAGAGAGGAGAGUGGUGGUCAGGCCUCAGGAGACCCCUGCCAUAGGGUAACAGUGAUGGAGGUGAACUUAGGAUCCCAGUCUUUGAGAGGUGAAGAGGCCAGGGAGGCUGUGGAGGCCAAGCAGUCUCCUGCUCUUCAACCACAGUCUCGUGUUAUCUUGGAAACCAAAGUGUUGACAAAAUCCCAAACCACAAAUGUACAUAUGAGGAGUUUAGAGGUGCCAGGGGCCAGUAAAAGUUUCCUACUACCUAGAAUGUCUGUUUUCCAACAUCCAGGUGAGCCAUGCCUUAACAUGGAGGUUGCUAGUGAGUUUAACUCCAAAGUAAAGGUACAGUCAGACAACCAGCUUCAGGACUUUCCCAAACACAGGUUCCUUGCUGCAGACAACUUGGCUUCUCAGGUGCCUCAGUGCCAUCCCCAGAGAGUCCUCACCAGAGACAGGUUAGCUUCCCAGGAGCCAAGUGGCCUUAUGGAAGCCCAAAGGAGCAACCUAGGGCAGCAGGAGCCCAAAACUUCAAAACUCCAAGACUCAUGGAAGAGCCAGAGCAAGAUGAUUGCCCCUACUUACAAAAGAGAGGACUGUAGGAGGCAUAAACCAGGAGAGCAUGAAGAAAGGUUUAAAGAAUUAGGGACCUCUCAAGCUGGAAGUAUGAGCCGCCCUGCCCAGGUCAGGGGAAUAACAGACUCUAUUGGGAGCAGAUGUCUCCAGCGCAUGCCAGAGAAGAAACAUAGCCCUCCAGAAAGCCUCUUCAGAAAAAGGAUGAUGCUAUUUUUAAAGUGGAUUUUCCCCAAGAAAAAAGUCAAUGGUCGAGAUGCUCUGCAAAAAAAAAAGCCCAUAUCAGCCACUGCCCAGAGUCACGGAUCAGUCAAAAGCAGAUCAACCUUGAAGAGUGAGACUGCUGAGGGUCGGGCAGGCAUGACAGCUGUUGGACAGAUCCUAGAAGAAAAAAGAGCGAUUCACCAUGGACUUCAUGCCACAAAGUUAAAUGGACACAAACUGGAGUUCCAAGUCCCAGUAUGUGGGCGUUUCUGCUGCCACAGGCUUACCUCCUACCCAGAGCAACGGAGAAUGAUGGGUUCUACAGCCUGCAGUCAUAAAGCCACCUCCAAGGGCCAGAGUUGUUCUAUCAGGGAAAGGGAAGUCAGACACCAACAUAGUUUGAAAAGUGUAAGGUUCGAAGAUGAGCAGCUGGGCCUAAGGUGCCUCCCAUCCUUGCCCCCCAAGAAGGGUUUGUUUCCAGUUAGUACCUGCCAGUAUGGGCCAAGGAUUCCAGGUGCCCCGGCCCGCCAUCAACACUGUCCAAGGCAUUGUCAUCUUUGGGGAGGUGUCUUGCCUGGUCGACAGUAAAAUCCUUCUUUAGUCUUCCCUUUAGUAGGAAAACAUGUCUCCAAGUAAAAAUUCAGUCCAUGUAGAGAAAAUGAUUUUCUCAUUAGCACAUCCAAGAUAUUUAAUGUUCCCCAAUACAUGUAUGUAUAUAUGUAUAUAUUUUCUAAUAAAAGCAUAGUGUA
This is a messenger RNA of Mesoplodon densirostris (Blainville's beaked whale), 11138 nucleotides long. RefSeq names its product putative spermatogenesis-associated protein 31C1. The record is from RefSeq and is a predicted model, not a curated record. The coding region runs from base 8656 to 10977 and encodes 773 amino acids. The transcript has 4 exons. Lineage: Eukaryota; Metazoa; Chordata; Mammalia; Artiodactyla; Ziphiidae.